Messenger RNA from Pungitius pungitius (ninespine stickleback), 2428 nucleotides. RefSeq names its product protein kinase, AMP-activated, beta 2 non-catalytic subunit (gene prkab2). The record is from RefSeq and is a predicted model, not a curated record. The coding region runs from base 156 to 959 and encodes 267 amino acids. The transcript has 8 exons. NCBI's taxonomy places the organism in Eukaryota, Metazoa, Chordata, Actinopteri, Perciformes, Gasterosteidae. Gene Ontology annotation, molecular function: protein kinase binding. Gene Ontology annotation, biological process: signal transduction. Gene Ontology annotation, cellular component: nucleus; nucleotide-activated protein kinase complex; cytoplasm.
CUUGGCGCGCACCGUAGUUGAGGCACCACCACUCGCUCUGAUUGGCUGAAUAAGCGUGACCACCCGCCGACAAUACAACGUAGUCAUUAAUGUUACAUUAUCUUAACUAACGGUAACGUCAGCUGGUUACGUCGCCCCAUAAACAGGCCGCCAUUAUGGGUAACACAAGUGACAGAGUGUCUGGAGAUCGGCAUGGAGCCAAGGCCCACCGCUCAGACAGCGGCGGCAGUCACAAAGACCACGAAAUCAGCAGCAGCAAGAUGGUGGACAGCACAGACGACCCCAACAUCUUCAACACCCAUGGGGCAGAGUCAAAGGUGUUGGGAGACAAAGAAUCGGAUGUGGCUGACCAGCUGAAAACUGGUCCUCAGGCCCGACCCACAGUCAUCCGCUGGGCAGGAGGGGGGAAGGAGGUCUUUAUCGCCGGUUCAUUUAAUAACUGGAGCACAAAGAUACCACUAAAUAAGAGCCAUAACGACUUUGUAGCAAUCCUAGACUUGCCAGAAGGAGAGCACCAGUACAAGUUUUUUGUAGAUGGACAGUGGGUGCAUGAUUCCUCAGAGGCAGUUGUAACCAGUCAACUCGGCACCAUUAACAACCUAAUCCAUGUGAAGAAGUCUGACUUUGAGGUGUUUGACGCCCUUCACGUUGACUCUCUGGAGUGCUCGGACACAUCGGAUCUGUCCAGCUCGCCCCCAGGCCCAUAUGGGCAGGAGCAGUACGUCUUCAGGCCGGAGGAGCAUUUCAAAGCCCCGCCCAUACUCCCUCCUCACCUCCUUCAAGUCAUUCUCAACAAGGACACCAAUAUAUCUUGUGACCCUGCCCUGCUGCCUGAACCCAACCAUGUCAUGCUAAACCACCUCUAUGCCCUCUCAAUCAAGGAUGGAGUAAUGGUGCUGAGUGCUACUCACAGAUACAAGAAGAAAUACGUCACGUCUCUGCUUUAUAAGCCUAUCUAAAGCACAACUCGGGAGCUCCACGGCGCUUUUAGAGAGCAGCAUGUUUCUAUUUGUCUGCGAGGUUUCGUAUCAUCACAUUUAGCUAAGUGUUGCAUUGCAACAAGUUUACAGGCGAGCCAAAUGGCUGUGACUUCAGCUUGGUUUUCCAAAGGCUGCGGUUCUUUCUGCAUAGGGCUCUGGAUAAAAGUAGAGAGUGUGUGUAGUGCGUUGGAGCGAGAGGAAAACCGUACUGUGGCUUUUUACCUGUGACAUCUAAGGACAGACGAGAGACUGCCUAAAUCACUGUUUUGACUGCACCUUGUGAAUAUAUGCAUGACCGUGUGGAAAACGAGGGCCGAGUUGAUCUGUGAAUUGGGCAAGUGUCUGCCAUGGUGAUUUUAAGGAAGCUCUCCUACAGUGAAGUGGUCUAGAAUGUUCUUGGUGUAGAUCCACAGUUUGAUUUUAAAGUGUUGUUGUGUUACAUUUUGAACUGACCUUAUUUGUGGUGUGGAUGUCGAACGGAGCAGCAGACUGCGCAUAGCUUAAACAUGAAGUGCAAUAACAAGCUGUAAAGAGAACCCAACUCAACAUGGGCUCCCAAACAUCCGAACCAGGAGUCGAGUGAGGGGGGCAGCAGCAAAACAACAGUUUAUCUUAACGGUCCCUGUUCCAUGUAUCUUUGAAUUCUCGACAGUUAAGCUAUCACGCAGAGGAAUCUAUAACAUUGCCUAAAGUGCUAUUAUUGCUCACUGUAGAAGGAGUACGUGUCUGUUUCAUCAAGAGAAGCCCACUUUCCACAGAGAGAAUGGAGGUCAAAGGCAUGUUGCCUUUUUAUCUCGACAUUUGCCAUCCUGAGAGCUGGAGCGGUGAUAUAAGCUUAUGGGGCCCAAUGUUUGCUGUUCCUUCUUUAGAUCAGAGGACCUUGCAGUGCUUUUUGUGUGCACCUGCAAAAUGGGAAUGUACUGUAGGUUUUUGUUCACCUCAACAGUUUAAACUGCUUCGCAAGCAUCCAACGUUCCCAACUUGCGAGGCAAUGACACUUUUACUGAGUUUGGUGCACAUUCAGAUGAAUUUAUAGGGCUGUGAGGAGGGAGAGUUGUGCAAUGUUUGCUCAAGUGUCUUUUACUGCAAAGCCAUUAGACAUGAACUGGAUUUUAAGGUGUGUACUUUAGUUAUUUUUGUCAGGUUGUGCUGUUUGAUACCGUAUGUAUCAAUGGUUGACACAGACUCAUAAAAGGGGCGCUCAUACCUCCUCUUCAUGUUCAACUAGACGCUCUGAAAGUAUUUUUGAAUGUUGAGCCUGGUUGGGAUGUUUUGUCCAAAGAGGAUUUUUCAUGAAAAGACAUUGAGGGGAAAGCCCCAUUGUGGUGUGGUGUUGAAAGGCUAGAACCCCAAAAAUGUUGAAACGGUUUCAUGAAUGUUUUAAAAUGCUUUGCAGGUGGUUCUCUGUACACGGUUUUGCAAAUAAAGAGCGGAUACGCUGGUCCUAA